Messenger RNA from Suillus bovinus, 2109 nucleotides. RefSeq lists its product as uncharacterized. Gene Ontology annotation, biological process: attachment of spindle microtubules to kinetochore. The transcript has 3 exons. Gene Ontology annotation, cellular component: mitotic spindle pole body; DASH complex; mitotic spindle. The record is from RefSeq and is a predicted model, not a curated record. Lineage: Eukaryota; Fungi; Basidiomycota; Agaricomycetes; Boletales; Suillaceae. Bases 1 to 2109 code for a protein of 702 amino acids.
AUGAGCAUCAUCCCAAAUCCUCCGCGCUGGCAAGCUAGCGCUGAUCCUGCAUCCAUAGAUGUUCCAGGUCUCGACACUAAUGCAUCUAUUAAUGACCAGAUAGACCAGAUCGAACAACUCAUAACCAUCAAACUUCAGAAUAUCGACACGAAUUUCUCAAAGAUUCAGAAUAUAAUGGCGACAAAGUUGCUACCAGCCGUGAAGCGAUACGCCGUGAGCACUGAACCCGUUCGUGAAGCUGCAAAGUUCUGGACAUCGUUUUACGAGAAAGCUGCACAAGUACAUAUUCCUACGUAUGAAGAUUACUCCUCUUUGCAUGAGCAGCAGUCAGAAGCAACAUCCCAGGCCGAAAGUUCCCCCGCCCCACCCGCCGCAGAGGAGUCUUCUUUGUUUAGUACCGACGAUGAUACAACGCCUUCUCAUCAACGCAAUCGCACUUAUGGUCCAAAUUCUACUGCAUCUGAAUCUUCUUUCAUGCCAUCGAAUGCAGUAUCAUCUACCCCGGCUCGUACUGGGUUGCCUGGCCAUGAUAUCGUGGAUGAUCAACCUUCUUGGAGUGCAUCACUAGAAUCUCCACUCGUUCGGCUUGAUCGCGAGCUCCAGAAUUUUACCAUUGGGGAGGAUACUAAGGCCUCAGCGGGUCAGGAUCUUACCUACAACAGCUUUACGUAUGAAGAAGAAAACACUGUCCAGCAAUUUCUGGACAAGGGAAAAUCAAGGGAUUAUUCGCAUGAGCACUCUGCCUCGCAGAAUGCAGCACGCUCCAAUCUUCCAUCCUUACGGGUUCCGCCCAGUGCGAUCCCCACCCCUCGUGGCCUCCCAGCUAGCGCAAGGAUAUCUCCAUUAAAAGUCAAGCCCAAGACACCCGUGGCAAUCCCACAACAUCUACAGGCAUAUCUUCCUCCGCGCAAUCAUCCAGAUCCCCCGUUGCCAUCGCCUAGGAGGCAACGAUAUGAGCGAUCUCCACAAAAGCCAUACCCUCUGUUAUCAUCGACCUCUAAUUCGUCAUCCAUGCUGGAUAUACCAUCUUUAACGAGACCAUCUGAUGAAUCACAUAGAUCAUUCGAUCAAUUUAACGACUCUUUCGACGACUCAGCAGAACUCAUGCGUGGUCUUUCGCCACCGCGAAUGGUUGCAUUUCCGCGCGGACCAAGGUCUAGCGUGGGACUAGGCUUGCUACCUCCACUUGGUCGGACACCAGGCAAGGACUUACACCAUGCAUUGGGAAGGACACCCAGGAAGGAAGCCGCAGAGCGUAUACGUCGUGACCUUCUUGGAGAUGUUCAAUCUGAUCACAGUUCCAUCCGAAGUAGUGCUACCGUAGACCGAUUUGGUGGCUUCAAGAAAUUUAGCUACUCCAUUCCAGAAGGCACAGAAGAUACCAUGUCUACGAUCCCCACCCCACCAUCCAUAACACGAUAUACCCGUCAUGCUUAUCUCUCUGAGCACGACAGCGACGAUGCGAGCUCAAGUUAUGCAAGUAUGAUGCGCAGGACAGGACUCAGCGUACCCGAAUCCGCCUCUACAUCAAACUCCCAUUCUGCCAUAUCUCACCAAAGUCUCGAAACAGCAUGGCUUGCCCAUACCUCUCAAUCACAGGCCCUUCACACCCCAGAUCCAUACCCUGACCUUUUACAUUUUCAACAAGAGGAGCCCAGUACACUGCAACCAGACUCAGACUCAGAUUCAGACUCUCUUGGCGAGACUGCACACCCAGGACAGCCGUCAACUGCGUUCCUAAUGGCUUCCGCGCGCAAUCAAGAUGCGGACGAUUCGUUCGGCUCGUCGAAUUCAAACCACUCCAACGACUCGCUCGGAGAGGGUUUUGGCGACGAAGGUGGUGCGGUGCAUCCAUUUGCACGCGCUGUAGAGGACGAUGGGGAUGGAUUUGAAGAUAGUUUUGAUUCUGUUGAUGGUGAUGGUGACGAGUCGGGAGUGCAGGAAGAGACUGUAUUUGGUAUCCCCCCUGCACAGCGCAAACAUGGAAGAGGUCUUGGUGAGCUCAGGCUUCUAGGGGAAGAUCUUUUGCAAGAUACGAUUGGUAUCGGAAGUCAGCUGGCGAAAGUAGGGAGGAUUGAAGAGAGUCCGACUCCUUAUGGGAGGGUUUAA